Messenger RNA from Nannochloropsis gaditana CCMP526, 290 nucleotides. RefSeq lists its product as uncharacterized. The annotation marks the transcript as partial. The record is from RefSeq and is a predicted model, not a curated record. The transcript is spliced from 2 exons.
UCGGAGGAGGAGGAGGACUCCUGCCAUUCCGGUGUUGCAGGGCAAGGGGACAAAAGAGACAGAAUAAGUACGGGAUUUUGUCGGGUCAGAUGACCACACUGGGAGCCCGUUUCGGAACGCUGGGCACGACGAAUGCUAAACUAAGCUAUUUGCUGGUAACUGGAAGACAUAUUGCCAUGACACGGGUAUUGAAACAUUAUACAGUUGACUUAAUCAAAAUGUUACAGGAUCCACCGGCCCGGCGACUGAAAGCGAGCCUUGCCAUCUCAUGUACUUACACGAACCACACA